Frankliniella occidentalis (western flower thrips) is the source of this 2625-nucleotide messenger RNA. RefSeq names its product head-specific guanylate cyclase (gene Gycalpha99B). Lineage: Eukaryota; Metazoa; Arthropoda; Insecta; Thysanoptera; Thripidae. The transcript has 11 exons. Gene Ontology annotation, biological process: cGMP biosynthetic process; response to oxygen levels. Bases 601 to 2382 code for a protein of 593 amino acids. Gene Ontology annotation, molecular function: heme binding; guanylate cyclase activity. Gene Ontology annotation, cellular component: guanylate cyclase complex, soluble. The record is from RefSeq and is a predicted model, not a curated record.
UUUGGCUCUGGCUGGGGAGACUGCUGCUGAGGGAAGGCCAAAACGCCAAAACGUUCCAAACUUCACAUUCGCUCCGCAAGAGCGCGCCACCUGUGUUCCUCUACGGAGUCGUCUGAUCACAUCAUCAUGGCGCCGCCGCCAAGAUCCUUGCGUUUAUCGUUAGACUUUAACUACAUGUUCGGUGUGGAACACUUGGAGCUGUUCUGGGAUAAUUAUCUUCCAUAAGUUUUGCUUCAUUACCGCCGUGGAAUAUUGCAUCGUCUUUCGGUAGCCAGUUGAGCUGCCGUUACCACCAGCAGUUGAGGUUAGGGAGGCACUACUCCUACGGAAGUGUUCAUCCUUUGAUCCUGUUGCAAUGUUGACAACAGCCGGCCCGCCCCGCGCCGCCCGCGCCCUCCGCCGGGGAGCUGCUGCCGAGCCUGAUCCCGGGACGUGCGGCCCGCCCCCGCCGCUGCGCCCCGCCGCUGCCGUCGACCAUGCCGUCGUCGCAGUGACACCGAGGUGGCGCCGGUCGCCCUGCCAAAGGUGCCCGCCCGCUCGCUGCCCCCCGUGCCGCCCUCAGCGGCAGGACCCACCUCCCAGUGCACCCAAGCCAUCGCCAUGUACUCGUGCCCCUUCAGCCAGCUGUCCCUGGGCGACAACCGCCGGGGCAGCCAGGACAGCCACCGUGGCUCGGCGUCGGGGCCCUCGCGCCAGGGCUCGCUGCAGGCGGGCGCCGCGCCGGGCGCAGCCCUCGUCGAGGAGGACGCCGAGGACGUCAGCACCCUGAAGCUCAAGCACCUCAGCGAGGCCGUGUCCCUUCUCAGCGACCCACCGAGGGAGGCACUGAGAGUGGCUGUCCAAGGGCUGCUGUUGGCACAGCCCGAGUGGGGGCCUCUCCAAACAGCACUGGGGAGACUGAAUGAGGAUGCGUCCUCCGCGGACUACCUCAGCGACCUGCACGUCGUCCUCAGGGAAAACGGCGCGGACGCGGAGACCCGGCUGGAGGAGGUGGGCGCGGCGCUGAUCCGCAACGCCUGCCGCGAGCCCCGGCAGCGGCGCGCGCUGCACUGCCUGGGCAACGACCUGAGCGAGUUCCUCACCACGCUGGACGGCGUGCACGACGUGCUGCAGCAGGGCGAGGGCGUGCUGCCCGCCACGGCGGCGCAGGCCACCUGCACGGCCGAGCCGUCCGCCGCCUUCGUCUGCACGCGGACGGACGCGCCCGGCGCGCAGCGGCAGCAGCUGCAGCUGCUCUUCAGCACGCAGCGGCCCGCGGCGGCGCACCUGCUCGUCGGCUCGAUACGGGCCAUCGCCAAGCACCUGCACGCCACCGAGGCCGACAUCCGCCUGGAGGGCGCCGAGCCCGCCUCAAAGGACGGCCGGGGCGGCUUCCGGUACAGGUACCUGAUCACGCCCGGCAGCCGGAGGGGCUCGCAGAGCGCCGCGGGCCUGCCGCCGCCCUCCACCAAGGCCGCCGACCUGCCCAUCGGCGUGUCCACCUUCUGCAAGGCCUUCCUCUGGCACCUGGUGCUGGACCGCAGCCUCGAGCUCGUGCAGCUGGGCGCCGGCUUCAUGAGGAUCUUCGGCAAGGAGCUCCACACAACCGGCGCCGCGUUUAGCAAUUACUUUACCCUCAAGCGGCCGAAGGGGCUGACGCUCUCCUUCGAGGCCAUCUUGGAGCGGGUCAACACGCCGUUUCUGCUGUCGCUCCGGAGGCCGCCGGGGGUCGCGGAGUUCAAAGCGGAGGACUUGGAGAUCAAGGGCCAGAUGGUGUACUGCCCUGAGUCGGACAGCCUGCUGUUCGUCGGCUCGCCGUACCUGGACGCUCUGGAGGGACUGACGGGCCGGGGGCUCUUCAUCUCGGACAUCCCGCUGCACGACGCCACCCGCGACGUGAUCCUGGUCGGCGAGCAGGCGCGCGCGCAGGACGGACUGAGACGGCGCAUGGACAAGCUCAAGUCAUCCAUCGUGGAGACCACGCAGGCCGUGGACCAGGAGCGGGAGAAGAACGUGAGCCUGCUGCAUCUCAUCUUCCCGCCGCACAUCGCGCGCCGCCUCUGGCUGGGCGAGCACAUCGAGGCGCAGGCGCACGACCACGUGACCAUGCUGUUCAGCGACAUCGUGGGCUUCACGUCCAUCUGCUCCACGGCCACGCCCAUCAUGGUCAUCAACAUGCUGCAGAGCCUCUACACGCAGUUCGACCUGUUCUGCGGACAGCUCGACGUUUACAAGGUGGAGACGAUCGGCGACGCGUACUGCGUGGCGGCGGGCCUGCACAAAGCCAGCACAGAGCACGCGUGCCAGAUGGCGUGGAUGGCGCUGCGGAUGCUGGACGCGUGCUCCGAGCACCGCACUCACGACGGCGAGCCCAUCCGGGUGAGUGUGAACGCGGAUCGUUAAAACUAAACGUGUCCCAAACGCGCCCCUCUACCGGAGGCGGGCCAACCUUUUUGUUUGUGUUUUACUGGCCGGUCCAGGCUCUUCAUGAACAUGAUGUGGUGCCGUCGGAGACACUGCCAUCGAUACUUUCCCUUUGCAUCCUAUUUUUCUUCCCGCGCCCCUGCAUCUCUUGAAUACCGCUUCCUGCGCCACAAGCUCCGCGCCCCCGCAGACUGCACGGCGGCGGCAGCCGGACUCGCUUCG